AUGACCUCUCCACGCCCUCCGAGAACACGCUCAACAAGUGAGGUCUCCCAGGAUCGGCUACCUGUCCCUCAGCAGCCUCGCCGCCCGCCUCUACAAAAUCGCUCCUAUUCCGCGCCGUCGUGGGACGCCUACCCCGGGAAUCGCGCCAAGGGCCAUGACCUAGAAGGACCCGUUAUUGAAGAGAACGAGAUGGCGCCGGCCAGUGUAGACAAAACAGAUUAUCAUGGCUCAUCGAAUGGCUCGAGUGAGUCUGUUGCUACAGCUAAACCCCGUCUUCCCCAAGUCAAUUUGGCCAUUGUAGGUGCACAAGGCGUGGGAAAGUCCACGUUUGUGCAGCGGGCAUUGGACCUUAAACAACCGCCCAUAUCACGUUCUUCGGUGAAGAAAAUGUCACUGGAUGGAACCAUCUAUCUCGUGCGACUGCUGGAAAUCGCGAGCCACAAAAUCUCGUUUGAUGAAACUGGUCGAAUCGUUUGGCCCAAAUUCAUCGGAGAACAGGAAUUGCCCGUCAUUGACGGUAUUCUCGUCCUUUUUGAUUCACACGAUCCCAGGAGUGUGGCCCAGUUUCCUCGAAUAUUUAGUGCAUUGCCCAAGGCUACAAUCCCGUUUAUUGUCGUGGCCUGUAGAUGCGAGGGUCAAAUCCCAUCUUCCCGGAUCGACCCAGCUACUUAUGACCAAGCACGUCGAGUGCUCGUCGGCAUCGAGGUUCAUCACACAUAUCCAGACGCCCCAGACUCGCAAAAGAAAUGCAUUUCCAACAUUCUCAGGGCUAUAAUAGCUCGAACGGCCGUUUCGCACCAAGACGAUUUUCCCUCUGCUAUGACGCUAGUGUCCUUCCCGUUUUCCCCACCGUCCUUUAAUGUAGCUGCUCUACAAUCUUCAUCAAUUCCGCUGUCACACCCCACCUCGUCUAGUCGAACUUCCUCCCGACGCCCCAUUCCUCUGCAAACUCGACAGCAUAUUCGUGCGAGUUCCGAAAACCCCAAAUCCACCUUAGCCAAUCCACCCUCCGCUGAUCCCAACAACUUUCGGACCCAGAACCGUACAACCGAUUCAACCCUGGCGUCCAAUGCACAAGGAUCGAGAAAUGUUCGAAGCAAUUCGCAGCCCGUGCCUCCUAGAACUCCUCCUGGGAACCGGUUGAACCGAGGGGAAACUCUAGGCACAAGCACCGUCCCUGAGGAGAUAACAUCCCAUAAGGGUCCGUAUCAGCGAUUGCAGAAUUCCUGGAGACACAGUGGUGGUUCCGACGCUUUCAGCAGCUUCUUGGAUAUGGAGGAUGACGGUGACGAUCCAAAGGGCUCUGGUCCUCCUUCCAGCCCCGAUAUUGGCAAGGACAAACCGGCUGAUCCAGGCAUGACUUUCGAUGAGCUGGUGGAUCGCCUUUUAGCGCCUCCUAUGUCAAAACAAGACGCCAAAUUUGCCAGCAUAUUCCUAUGUCUGUAUCGAAAAUUCGCCACUCCGACAAAGCUCCUCUCGGCCUUACUCUCACGCUUCGAAAAUAUUGGGUCAGCACCGUCCCCGUUGUUGAUGCAGCAUGCAGACCAUCUACGAGUGCUGAAUAUCCUAUCGCAAUGGGUGUCGGAGUAUCCCGGCGAUUUCGCUGCCUCAAAAAUCCGAAAGCGCUUGACGGAUUUUAUCGUCUCGCUAGAGAAGCACUUUGUUUUCGCCUUCGCAGCAAAGGAGAUGAACUCUUUUCUCGAAAAAUUCGUGGAGGAUGAUGAUUUAGGGUGGGCCUAUGAUGAUGAUGACAAUGGUUCUGAAAAUGUUGAAACGUUUCUAGACACGUCCGUCCAAAGUUCGCCAGCAACUUUUGUUGCGCGGUCCUCCGAUGAGAACAUACACAAUAUGAGCGCAUUGGAUCUAAGUGACGAAAAUCAGGAACUCGGUUCGAACUUUUCCAAUCUUUCAACUGCAUCAAGCGUUUAUAGAUCGGGCAGCAUAUCAAGUCAAUCGUUCUUAACCCUCUUAAGUGUUGAAUCUGCCCAACAAGAAGCACAGCGGCUAGAGUUGAAUCCGAAAUAUGUUCUCUCAAAGGAUCAAUGGAAAGCCUUCAUGGAUAUAUCUGAAGAUGAAUUUGCGCGCGAGAUAACACGCAUGGACUGGGUCAUGUUUAGCUCAUUUAGGCCGCGGGAACUCGUCCGGCACGUGAGUGUAUCUGCAGACGACAGGGCUUCCUCGAAAGGUUUGUGUAACGUCAACAGGAUGAUUGACCAGUUCAACCAUCUAGCGUUGUUCGUCGCAAGCAUGGUCUUGUUGCGAGAUAAACCCAAACACCGGGCUGAGGCAUUGGAAAAAUUCAUGAAUAUCGCGAUGAAAUUGCGCCAAUUGAAUAAUUACAACUCUCUCGGAGCCGUUAUUGCAGGGCUUAACGGGACGCCUGUCUUCCGACUUUCGCAAACUAGGGAGCUAGUUUCGCCAAUGGUUCAGAAACAGUUCAUGAGCCUAGUGAUCCUGAUGGGCACGCAAAAGAGCCAUUUCGCCUACCGCUUAGCUUGGGAUAACUCUUUUGCGGAAAAGAUCCCAUUCCUGCCUCUUCAUCGACGUGACCUUGUAUCAGCUGAAGAAGGCAACAAGACAUUUAUCGGCCCCAAUAAUGAUCGUAUAAACUGGCGCAAAUUUGAGAUUAUGGGCGAGGUUGUUUUGGGCAUUCACAAUAGCCAAAGGACCCCUUUUCCAUGUUACCCGAAAAAUGAAGACGUGCAACGCCUUAUUCUCGAUACCAAAUUUCCGGGAGAUCAGGAUGAACUUUAUAACCGGAGUAUGCAAGUUGAGCCAUCCUCAGGAGCUGAACCACCUCGCAAACGGUUCGGGUGGCGUCGAGCUUGAAUAUCCAGCAGCCUGGAAUCCUUCGUUCAUGAACAUUUACGAUCUGUCAUUUUGAUAAUGCCUCUCCCCGCAAAACAGCUACGGAUGAUAAACAGAGCAUUAAACGUACGAAAAAGGAAGAACGGAAACGAAGAAUGGAGACGGAAGCCACUACGGACCUCACUUUUCCGGUUUUUUCCUUUCCUCUUCCACUCUACGUACGAGCCAUGAGCCCCUGUGGCAACUUUUGUCAGAGACUAGGGCGAAUACACAAACCUAUAUCAUUUGAUAUUUCGCGAGACAAGAAAACGAACGGAAAGGGUCCCAAAGAGAUGUUUCUCCUCUCCUCUCCCCCAGGCCCCGUCCAUGGAACUAGCCACACAGGAGUUGAGAGGAUUUUGAUCUGAGAUCCAUUUUUCAAAACAAAAAGGAAUUUUUUUUUUAUCAUCCCCAACAUCUCAUAUUGUGUCAGGAAACAUAUAUAUCCAUUUAAACUUGUUGAAUAUGUGACAUAUUCCCCAACCUAAAACCCACUCCUGCUUUUUUUGUUUUCUCAAUCAGUAUAUACCCGCAUAGGUAUAAAUCGAUUUAUUGCUUUCCCUUUUGCCUUAUUCUUUUCCUGCUUCCUUUUUCUUUCCUGGAUGGAUGGGUGCUGUUCUAUCCCCUCCCUCCCAACCUUCUACAUAUAUAUUUACAAUUCGAAAUGCCCAUAUUGUCUAGCGUUUAUAUUUGCUGGCCGGUUGGCUGAGGUUUAUGAUGCGUUCUAUAUUUACUGCAGCCACCAAAACGUCGGAAUGGGUGGGGCUCUUUUUUCCUCUAUUUCUUCUUCAGGAUAUAUGCAGGAAGGUAAAAAAGAGUUUUGUUUUUCUUUGGUACUAAUCGUGUCUGCAGGUGUUAGGGAUGAAGGCACAGUUAUGAUGUUACGAACUGUUUGCGUUUUGAUGAUUCUCCCCUGUACUCCGUUGGGAUGGGUGUUCUCUGUGAUUCUGUUGCAAUUAUCUUGUUUCGUUUAAGCUUCCUUCCUAUCAUACCAUCUCCUACAUUGCUGACCCUGUUUUUGUUCCUUAUCGUACCUACAAGCAGGAUAGAUUUAUUGGUCAUAUAUGUGUGUGAUUGACACCGUUG
Messenger RNA from Histoplasma capsulatum G186AR, 3933 nucleotides. Its product is annotated as rap guanine nucleotide exchange factor 5. The record is from RefSeq and is a predicted model, not a curated record. Gene Ontology annotation, molecular function: guanyl-nucleotide exchange factor activity. Gene Ontology annotation, cellular component: plasma membrane. Lineage: Eukaryota; Fungi; Ascomycota; Eurotiomycetes; Onygenales; Ajellomycetaceae. Gene Ontology annotation, biological process: Ras protein signal transduction; positive regulation of GTPase activity. The transcript has 7 exons. Bases 1 to 2829 code for a protein of 942 amino acids.